AUGGAGGAGGAAGAGAACAACCAGCUGGCCCUCCUGGAUGUCCACGUAUGCCGCAAAGAUUGUGGUGAAAUAAAAACCAAAGUGUUCAGGAAAGCGACAAAUACGAUGCAAGCACUGAACUUCAGCAGUAACCACCCAAUCAGCCGCAAACACAGUUGUGUAAGGACGCUCUUUCGACGUGUCGAAACGCACAGCAGUGAGCCAGAAGACAAUAUUGCUGAAGUACAAUACCUCCGACGGGUCUUCAAAGCCAAUGGCUACCCGCGCAACUUUGUCAACCGGUGCAUACGCAAAAUGGACGAAAGGCCUAACCGUACGGACACCAAAGUUUGGCGAGCGCUUCCAUAUGUCAAGAACGUUUCGGAAGCUGUUGGCCGCCUUCUCGCACCACUUGGUGUUGGAGUUUCCCGCAGACCGGAGGCAACCAUCAGGCGUCUGAUCAUGAAACCGAAAUACCCACUGCCACGGCAAGAAACGGCUGUAGUCGUUUAUCGGAUCUGGUGCAGUUGCGGACAAAGCAACUACGUCGGAGAAACCGGAAGACAGCUCCGAACUCGAAUGGCCGAACAUGCUGCAGUGGUGCGGAGAAAUGGCGCCAGCUCUCAAGUUGCGGCUCAUUCGACGGGUUCCGGCCACACAUUCAAAUUCGUCGAGGCCGAAAUUCUCGCAAGAGGUGACAACCGCGUGAGCCGGGAGCUGCUUGAGACAUGGUUUACUGGCCCCCAUUCUAUUAACAGGUGCAAUGUUCUUCCCGUCCCAUACUUGGUGCUGAGACUUCGUCUAGGCGGCGUAAUUGGCCAGGCGGGGAGCGCACUGGUGAACACUCUUCCCAACACCCGGGUCAGCGCGUCAGAUGGUCGAGCAAUCAUCACACCAACAUCCAACGCACGUGAUGAAAUUGCAGCAAUUAACGACGCGAAUAUCGGCCAUCACGCCAUGUGCAACGAUCCCUGA
Spirometra erinaceieuropaei is the source of this 954-nucleotide messenger RNA. The record is from the annotation of a GenBank genome assembly. Lineage: Eukaryota; Metazoa; Platyhelminthes; Cestoda; Diphyllobothriidea; Diphyllobothriidae.